Messenger RNA from Scophthalmus maximus (turbot), 8891 nucleotides. RefSeq names its product SET domain containing 1A, histone lysine methyltransferase (gene setd1a). The transcript has 21 exons. Gene Ontology annotation, cellular component: Set1C/COMPASS complex. Lineage: Eukaryota; Metazoa; Chordata; Actinopteri; Pleuronectiformes; Scophthalmidae. Bases 291 to 6875 code for a protein of 2194 amino acids. Gene Ontology annotation, molecular function: RNA binding; protein binding; histone H3K4 methyltransferase activity. The record is from RefSeq and is a predicted model, not a curated record.
CGAUGGCCGCUCUCUCAUCACUAUUUGGGUUUUAACGCGAAAACAAUGGCUUCGUCGCUCGGAGCGGCGCGUUUCCCUCCGCACUGAGCACCGGAAUGAUGCCGGGAUCGUUUUAGCGGGUCGGUUUCCGCUUCGACGCGGCGCCGGAGAUGUGCCGCCUCUGUUAGGAACUCAGUGUUUUUCUUCUUCGUCUACCCCGGGGCCUGGCCCCAACUGCCUACACCGUAGCGGCGGGCUGCUACCUCUCGGAUGAGCGGGCACUAGCUCCCGGGAAGCGGUGCGGCUGUAGGAUGGAUCCAGACGGUGGGGCAGACUCACAGAAAGCUGUCAGUUUGCAGUGGAAGAGCUACAAACUCGUCCAGGACCCUGCCAUCAGAAGGGUCACACAGAAGAUCUACAGAUACGAUGGCGUGCACUUCAGUGUGCCGGACUCUGGAUUUCCCCCCGUGGGUGAACUGCGGGACCCUCGACCCCGGAGGCUGUGGUCCAGGUAUACAGAGAUGUCUUUGCCAGUGCCAAAGUUUAAGCUGGAUGAGUUCUAUGUGGGUCCCAUACCCCUCAAGGAGGUGACCUUCGCCAGGCUCAAUGACAACAUCAAGGAGCCCUUCUUGGCAGACAUGUGCGCCAAGUUCGGUGAGGUGGAGGAGAUGGAGAUUCUGUUUCACCCCAAGACCAGGAAGCACUUGGGACUGGCCAGGGUGCUGUUCACCAGCACCAGAGGCGCCAAGGACACGGUCAAGCAGCUGCACAACACCUCCGUCAUGGGGAACAUCAUUCACGCACAACUGGAUAUAAAGGGCCAACAGAGGCAGAAGUAUUAUGACCUGAUGGUAAAUGGGUCCUAUACUCCUCAGACGGUGCCCCUGGGAGGCAAGGCUUUGACAGAGAGGCUCCAGCCUCAGCCCCCAACACAGCCGCCACCACCACAACCACAGCCUGACACGUCAACGGAAGUCCGACGGCGGCUCUCUAGUGACCUUGUGGUUUUGGCAGCGGGGGUCCAGGCCCUCACAUCAGGAAGCGUUACCCCUUGCUCUGUGGACACUGGCUUCAGUGAUCAGCGCCUGGACACGCCCCCCUCCACCAUGGCAGGCCCCUUCACCCCGGGCUCCACUGCUUCGGUUCAGAGCGGUGGAGGAACACCAUACAGCUCCAGGUCCGGGACUCCUUUCUCGCAAGACUCGGGUUACGCCGGCAGCAGACAUACUGGGUUCAACACUGGCACUUUGGGCAGCGGCUACCCUCCUCAGGACAUGUUACCGUCCUCCUCCUCAUCUUCUGCAGUCUCGUCUACUGUCGGAGGAUAUAAAGUUUCACGUUACUCCGAAGAUGCGCAGGAGCCUUCAGUGUAUCAUCGAGGUCGUCCUAUGUACCCCCCAGCCACGUCAUACCGUCCCAAUGAGCCACCGUGCUACCCUCCGUACCCAAAUGUUAGCGGGCCAGGGCCACACAUGGCCCACCACUCGAUGCCUCCACCACCCCUCGCCACCCAAUAUGAUCAGCCCGCAAUGUCGGACCGGGACCGUGACAGAGACUCAGGCGUGCGCUACGGCCCAGGGGGCAUCGGUUCCAGGAGGUCAUCUUACCACCACCAGCAGGACACAAACUCUUCUUCAAAAUACCACACCCAUCAUUCUCAUCACCACUCAGAUCGCAGGGACGACAGGGGGCACCGGCGAGACAGCCUGGGCUCCCGGUCGGGCGACCACAGCCACCAGAGACACCGCAAUCACCACCAUUCUCACAACCACCACGGCAGCGGCAGCCGCAGAAGGAGCAGCCACGACCGAGACAGGGACAGAGAUCGAGAUAGAGACGGUGACUACUCCAACAGCUCCGAUCCCAGAUACAAUUCUAACUCUUACCGCUCUUCCUCCAACAGCAUGUCUCCCCCACCCUCCUCUUACCCUGCGUUCUCCUCCUCCAAAGAGCCUGCCCCAGCCCCUCCUCAGGGAUUGGACGUUUCCACCCGACAAGGGUGCACGACCCUCGCAGAGAGGGGCUCUCUGCCUUCUGUGGGUGCUGACAAAGACUAUCAUGCAGGUCACCAUGGUGCUCUGCCUCCACCUCCACCACCCCCACCGCCCCUCCCACCGGCCUCUGUUAUUGCAGCGGCUGUAGCUGAGACACUUGGAACAAUGGACUUCAGUCAGGACAGUCCGGCUCGUGAAGAGCAGUGGACAAAGCCCAAACGCCGUCCCAGCACGCCGCCGGCACCGCCGAAGACGCCCCCACCUUCCUCCCCGCCCCACCCCUCCAUAACUUCCUCCACUGCUUCCCCUUCCUCUACCUCACUCCCCCAUCACCUCCCCUCUUCCUCCAGCUCUCCACAACCUCCCCAGCGUGACUCCUCUUCGCCAGAGCCAGACUCCACCAAUGAGAGUUUACCGUUUGCCUACCACAGCAGCAGCCUCGACUCUCGUAUUGAGAUGCUCCUGAAGGAGCAGAAGGCUAAAUUUUCCUUCCUUGCCUCUGAUGAGGAAGACGAGGAUGAUAAGAAAGAGGACAAGCAGAGGGGCGCGCGUGGGGAGCGAAGAGGGGAGUCGGGUGAUGCAACAGGGGAGCACACGGGUGCUAAUCAGGUGGGAGACAAUGGGAACAAGGACCAGAGGAGGAAAGGGGAAAAUGACAGAGGAAAGAAACUGGGAAAGGGAGGAGAUGGUAGGAAAAGCCCCACUGUACUCAAUGCAAACACGCCAUCCUCCUCCACCUACUCUCCGCACAUCCCACCACCAGAGGAGCCCCAGGCCCAGGUCGGCCUUGCUGGGCCUGGAGCUUCGCAGGAGGAAUCUUCACAGGCGGGAUCUGCUGAUACGCGGAGCACAACAGGAGCACACACGCCACCUUAUAAUGGGCAGAGUCAGUCCUCCCCUCAUUCCUCAGGGGAAGACAUGGAGAUAUCAGACGAGGAGGAGGAGGAGGGGACUACCAUCACAACGGUGACCACCCACCAGCCCUCGAUCACCUCAGGCUCCUCGCCCUCUUCGUCCCAGGCUGCGAUGCCUUCACAAGCAGCUGACCCCUCGUCUUCGCCCCAACCGAUCUCUGACUCUGCACAGCACUUUGGCACCUCCAUGCACCCGCCCAUGCCCUCCUACCCUCCCCAUUUGCCACCGCCGCCUCCUCCCGGUUAUUCCCUCCAGCCGCCACCUCCCCCGGGGAUCCCUCCCAUUCCCCACAUGGAGCUCCACCCUGAGUAUCCUCCUCCCAUGCCCCAUCACAUGUAUGACUAUGCCACCUCCAUGGAGCUGAUGAACCAGUACAGCGGCGGAGCUCCCAUGUCCUUCCAGAUGCAGACCCACAUGCUGAGUCGCCUGCACCAGCUACGCUUGUCGUCGUCCAACGGCACCCCGAGCCCUGGUGAGGCAGCCACUGCUGACUACACCUCCUACCACCUCCACUCUAUGCCACCACCCCACACACACCACCCCUACAUGGACCAAGAGGGGAGCGUGGCGGGUGCUCAUUACGACCAGGACCACCGCUACAUGCCCCCUCAUAUAGCCUACCCCUACUCCGACCCCCACAGCACUCAGAUACCCCCCCUUCAACACCACGGCAUUCCGCCGCCUCACACGGGCUGGCCGCCACACGUCCUACAACCACACUACCCCUCUUACAUGCCCCCGCCUGACUACAGCACCAUGCUGCCGGCGGAUGGAGACGGGUACACAGCUCCUGGCGAGGAGAUACCCCUGCUGGCUGAGAAUCCGCACGAGGCCACGGUGCAGAUGGUCCUGGCCACUCUGAUCCAGGAAAUGAAAAACAUCAUGCAGAGGGACAUGAACCGCAAGAUGGUGGAGAAUGUCGCCUUUGCCACCUUUGAUGAGUGGUGGGAGAGGAAAGAGACCAAGGCCAAGCCUUUCCAGACAAUGGUCAGGGGGGUGUCUGCGUUACGGGAGGACGAGAAGAAAGAGGAAAAGGUCAACCGUCCUCGGGAGCCUCUCAUGUCUCUCGUGGAUUGGGCGAAGAGCGGUGGCGUAGAAAACUUUGCUCUCCGUGGGGCGCUGCGACUGCCCUCCUUCAAGGUGAAGAGGAAAGAACCUCUGGAGCUUGAAGAGGGAGACAUGAAAAGGCCACGACCCUCGACCCCGCCAGAUGAGGAUGACGAAGCUCGGAGAAUGCCAGAGGCUGACAGGCAUGGCGCUGAAAGGGACAACAAGAGGAGGAGAAAGAAGCCAAGAAACCGCAAGCCCUGGGAGCUCGGCAGCGAGGGAGAGGAAACGUCGGACGGCUCCUCGACAGAAAAGGAGGAUGAGGAAGAAGAGCAAAGUGAAAAGGAGUCUGAUGACGAUGCCCUCAGCGCUGACAGUGACGAUGAGAGCCUCUCCUCGUCCUCCGAUGGCUCUUCCUCCUCAGCGUCCUCGUCUUCGUCGUCUGAGGAUGAAGAGGAAGGAGAGAGGGCCGAUAGUGACGGACCGGACACCAUGGACGAGUCGACCCUGGACAGCACAACAGAGAAAGAGGAUGGCCGGGGAAAUCAUGCAGCUGCUGUUCCAAAGGCAGAGAUCAAACCAGGUGAAGCCAAGAGCGGCAAGGCAGAUACGACGACGGCACCCGACAAGCGGCCUCCGUCACCACCGUACCCGCGUCCCUCGUCCCCCGUUGUUCUCGUGCCCCCUCUCAAGAAGCGCAGGAAAACGGUCUCGUUCUCCACAGAGGAGAACGACGGCAAAGUGCAGCUGCCGAGCGCGGCGCUAUCUCCAUCUCCCUCGCAAGUGGCGGGUGAAUCUCCCCUCCUCUCCCCCUCCACCACUGCUGCCCAAACCCCCUCGGCUCGUCCCUCUCAAGGCAUCCAGCUGCUCCCCUUCGCCUCAAAGCCCGGCGAAGGCAACGCCCUCUUUGUUCCCCCGUCUGGACGAACUCCAGAUUCUGAUGAAUCCAAAAAGGGACCCCCUGUUUCACCCCAGACCACACCUGUCAAAUCCCCAGGCAAACGGGGUGUGGGCAAAGACUCCCCCAAAUCCCCUGCACCUCCCGUUAUGGUGUGCCGCACUGUGCAGAAUCUGCCCAUGGAUCAUGCGUCCAUGUGCAGGAUGGCCUUUGAGGAGGCCCCUCCACCGCCUCCUGUCAACAAACGGUCCCGAGGCAGACCUCGGACGCCCAGCUUCUCCGCCUCAUCCUGUCACUCCCUCAGAGAGGAGGAUGAGGGUGAGGAGGAAAGCGAGCAGAGGUUAAGACUCAGAGAGCAGCUGGGGGCAUCGAGCCUCCUGCAGCUGGCCUCGGCCUCCACCGCCGAUCUGUCCGUGUUGGCUGACGUAGCCCUGAAAAUGGACCCCGAUGCCGGGGACUCGGAGGAGACGGAGACAUCCGACGAGGCAGAGGAGCAGAAGAUGGAAGGGGGUCUCUUCUCCCCGGAGUCGCUGGCCCUGGUUAUGAACCCAGAGGGCGUAGUUGUCCUUACGGAGCACAACUACUGCAAACCCCCCGUUCUCACAGCAGCGCCCAGUACCAAAAGAACUUCCAGCAAACAGGACUCUUCGGUCUUGCUCCCGGCUGACCUCAACGCGAUCUCCGGGGUGCUUGAGGCACCAGAGGAGGUCAUCGGUGAGGCGCUACCACCCAGGGGCGAUGCAGGAGAAUGCUUGUCUGCGGCGGUGGUGCCUUUUGAGUCCGAGGACGUGGGCCAGGCCACGGCUGCUCCUCCAUUGUCGAAGAAGAAGGGUAAGGGUUCGGAACAUGAAAAGGAGGAGAGCAAAAAAAGAAGGAGAAAAGACAAAGAAAACCUUGAGGUGCAUAACACGAAAAAACAGGAGCAGCCGGGCAAGAAGCAGAAGAAGCGGAAGCUCGAGGUCUCAGACUUCGAGGAAGAGGUGGACGUGGAGGAGCUGGAGUCCGGCGAGCUGUCCAGCACGGACACGGAAGGGGACGAUGCGGUCGAAGAGGUGCGGAAGAGCGAGCGCCUCUUCCUGCAGGAGGCAGGCGUGGCGUCGUCCCAGCACUGGCCGAAGCCCGUGCCUGCGCCCGAGCUUCCCGCCGUGAAGUUCGACAACCGCAGUGAGUUUGAGCAGAUGACCAUCCUGUACGACAUCUGGAACUCUGGCCUGGACGGCGAAGACCUGACGCUGCUGAAGAGGACUUACGAGAAGCUGCUGCAGGACGACCACAGCUCCGACUGGCUCAACGAUACGCACUGGGUCAACCACACGAUAACCAAUUUGCCGAAUCCUCGGCGCAAGAAGAAGAGCGCGGACGGGCAGCUUCGUCAGCACGUGACCGGCUGUGCGAGGAGCGAGGGCUACUACGCCAUCAGCCGCAAGGAGAAGGAUGUAUACCUCGACCUGGAUCUGCCCGAGCAGGUCAUACGGGAAGUGGAGAACGUCGACAGCUCGGGCGUCAACCGGGUGCUGUCGGAGAGACGCUCGGAGCAGCGGCGACUCCUCACCGUCAUCGGCACCACGGCCGUCAUGGACUCUGACCUGCUCAAACUCAACCAGCUUAAGUUCCGCAAAAAGAGGCUUCGUUUCGGGCGCAGCAGGAUCCACGAGUGGGGCCUGUUCGCCAUGGAGCCCAUCGCCGCUGAUGAGAUGGUCAUCGAGUAUGUGGGUCAGAACAUCAGACAGAUGGUUGCGGACAAUCGGGAGAAGCGGUACGCACAGCAGGGCAUCGGCAGCAGCUACUUGUUCCGGGUGGACCACGACACGAUCAUAGACGCCACCAAGUGCGGCAACCUGGCGCGGUUCAUCAACCACUGCUGCACUCCAAACUGCUACGCCAAGGUCAUCACCAUAGAGUCCCAGAAGAAGAUUGUGAUCUACUCCAAGCAGGCCAUCGCCGUCAACGAAGAGAUCACCUACGACUACAAGUUCCCCCUGGAGGACAACAAGAUCCCCUGCCUGUGCGGCACAGAGAACUGCCGCGGGACGCUCAACUAGUGGGACGUACUUAUCCCCCCCCCCCCCACUUGCCAAUGGCCAGCCAGACACGCACACAGUCCCCCCUCCCCCCGGUUGCCCUCCUCAGAGGGUACAUUGAAUUAAAGCCACCACCCCCCUCCUCCGGAUGGCCCUCGCAGCCGUCCUCAUAACUACCCAGGAAACAAGAGAGACGCACACACUUGCACUUUUCACGCACAUUUUUCAAUUCACUUGGCAGGUUUUCACAAGCCCAGUGUGUGGCGGCGGGGUUGUGUAAACCUGGCAUUUGAAUACUAUUCGGGGGGGGGGCCCUCUGCUUCAGCAUGAGUUCUUGUUUGGCAGUAUUGUUGGACUCGAUUGGGUAAUGUGUUUCCACCCAGCUAGGCGUGAGAGGUCAGUGUGUCUCCGUGCCAACAUGCAGGAAGCAGGAAGACAAUGAAAACUAAUAAAAAACAGAAGAAAAAAAACAUCAGUAUUUUUUACACUACGUCAGCUCACGUACAUCUGCAGCCUGGGGUCACGCUCCCUGUGUCAGACCCCACCCAACCCACAGAUCCACAUGCAGACGCACAGGAACAUCCCACAAAAAUUCAGGGUUUUUCUUGUCAAGGGCGAACGUCUCAAGACGAUAAACUUCAAUCGAUUUGGUUUUUCAGUUAUGCAAGAUUUCCUAGUGUGACGAUGGUUUUCAAGCUUUUAAAAAAAAAAAUUCAUUUCACGGUAUUCUAAUAAUAUUAUUGCUGUUAUUAAUGAUAUUUGUUAUUUAGUUUGCGUUAGCUGUACGUAUCUUACAGUGACUGUCCACAGUUGCUUCACCAGCCCCCCUAUAAAAAAAACUGUCGCUUCCCUUCCCUCGCUGUUCCGUCGCUCUCCUGAUUUGCCACGAGCGGCUGUCUGGAUGAGAUUUAAUGUCCCCCCUUAUAGAAAACUACUAGUUUUUUAAAAACGCGGCGUGAAAAUGUGUGUCAUUUAAGUUCCUAGCUUAAACAUGUGUUAUUUCUACCUGGCUGCUGAAUUUUGUCUGCUGGAUCAGCUCAACCGAAAUUGGCCUUUUUUCCCUCUUUUUGCCUAUUUCCCCCCCUCGAGUUUGAGCUCUGUGAACUAAAGGUCUUGUAGAGGACAACUUGUUAAGUCUGACUGUGUGUCUGUGUGUCUGUCUGUGGUUAGUUCAGUUGCAUCCUCGUGUUUUGUUUUUAUCAGCGGAUGUCAGAUUCCCAUUUCAAGAGGGUGAAAACGUUUUUCCGCUGUCUAUCUUAGUCACUGUGUGUGCUACAGAUGUUUUUAAAAGGCACAUUUAUUUCAUUGGGUCUGGUCUCUUUUAAGUUCUGCCCCCCCCCCCCCCCCCCCCCCGUAUUUCCUCUCCAGAAUUCAUUAGUAUGUAGUUUACUUGAGUGUGGAAGUAGAAAACAUCGCCCUCCCGAUCAGCUUUUUCAGCUCAAGGCAAACGUGUCCCGCUCACGAUCUGUUUGCAGAUGGACGAUACAAACUGUGCGUGUUUGUGACAGCGCUGCAGAUUGACAUAUUGUCUAUGGGCCCCCUGCGUCGUGUCUCUGUUUUGUUUUUUUUUAUUUCAUAUGGCCGUGGCCGUCCAAAGUUUAACUUUAAACUCGCAGAAGACUCUUGUUUUUCCUGUUUUUUUGUUCCCUCCCAAACAGGAAAAGUGUGUAAGAUAUUUCUUGUGGUAAUGAAAAAAGCCUUUCAGUACAAACCUACUCCCUCUUUUACUACAGGACGAGAAGAUGAAAGGAAGAAAAGAAAAAAAGGAAAAACAAAACAAAGAAGUACAUGUAAAUAUUGUAGAGGUGUUUGUUUCUCGUAGAAACACACUGAUUCCGAGCUGUAAAUAUGUUGUUCCUUUUCCUCCCUCCACGAGGAGGAAACAUGUACAUACCUUCCAUUCAUUUCCUUUUUUUUGUUAUUGUUUUUUUUCUCCUUUUAAUUUGAUGAUUAUUUUAAUAUUAUUUGCAAUAUUUUCUCUUGUAUUAAUGCGUUGGACCCUUUAUUAAUGGUGCAUUAAAAUAUUUUUUAAAUAAA